CUUCGAGAAUAUAAAGGACAUGGUGGAAAACUAGAACUAGGGUUUAUACACAUCGGCGCAGGCUUUCGUCUAUCUUCUGGAAAUCGAAAAUGGUGAAGGGACGUCAAGGUGAACGCGUCAGACUCUACACCCGAGGAACGAUUCUCGGCUACAAAAGGUCGAAAUCGAACCAGUAUCCGAACACAUCGUUGGUUCAAAUCGAAGGAGUGAACACGAAAGAUGAGGUAUCAUGGUAUCAAGGGAAACGUAUGGCGUACGUCUACAAAGCAAAGGUGAAGAAGAACGGAUCACACUAUCGUUGCAUUUGGGGAAAAGUUACCAGGCCUCAUGGGAACACCGGUAUUGUUCGUGCUAAGUUCACCUCCAAUCUCCCUCCUAAAUCCAUGGGGUCGAGGGUCAGAGUGUUCAUGUACCCAAGCAACAUUUAAGUUUGAGCAGGAAGAAGGAAGUAAAGUCUGUUUUUCAAGUGGUUUUUGUCAACAUAUUGCCUGAACUUCAGAAUUUCUUUAGUCUUUUUGUCAAAGGCAAAUCCUCUUUUUGAGUUGUAGUACAAUUUUCUUCAUCAUUUUAGUUUUAUUUGAGAAUUUACAGUUGUUUUUAA
Molecule: messenger RNA, 601 nt
Organism: Lactuca sativa (garden lettuce)
Lineage: Eukaryota; Viridiplantae; Streptophyta; Magnoliopsida; Asterales; Asteraceae
Product: large ribosomal subunit protein eL33w
Biological process (GO): translation
Cellular component (GO): ribosome
Molecular function (GO): structural constituent of ribosome
Source: RefSeq, a predicted model, not a curated record